UUGUUACCUAAGAUAUAAAGUCAUUUUGACACUGCCCGAAAACAUGUCAUGUCAUUAAUUUUUCUUUUUGUGCCCAUACAAUUCCAUUAGAAUUUGAGAAGGAGUCAAUAAAAUUUCCCGUUAAUGAUGUUAAUAAUGGUGAAGAUUAGAAAAUAGCUAGUGUAACAUGAGGGAGUACUUUCUCAAUCAAUUACACAUUCGCAUUUACAUUUUCUAUCACACGUUUCACCCAAGAACACACACAGUGAUUGCCGAUGGGGAGUAAAUCACCUGAGACGGAACAUCCUGUUAAGGCCUUGGGCUACGCCGCUAGAGACACUUCUGGCGUACUCUCCCCCAUUAACUUCUCCCGGAGGAAAACUGGAGAUGAAGACGUAAGAUUCAAAGUGUUGUACUGUGGAGUCUGCCACACUGAUCUUCACUUUGUCAAGAAUGAAUGGAACAACACCAAGUACCCCGUGAUCCCUGGACAUGAGAUUGUGGGUGUGGUGACUGAGGUGGGCAGCAAGGUCAAAAAAGUCAAAGUAGGAGACCAUGUCGGGGUGGGUUGUAUCGUCGGGUGUUGCCAUUCAUGCAAUCAAUGUGGUGCUAAUCAAGAACAAUACUGCUCAAAAAUGGUACACACAUAUAAUGACUCUUCUGUGGUAACCUACGGUGGUUACUCUAACCACAUGGUAGCCAAUGAACACUUCAUCGUCAUAUGGCCCAAAGACUACCCACUUGAUGGUGGUGCGCCUCUUCUGUGUGCUGGAAUCACUGUUUACAGCCCAAUCCGAUACUAUGGGCUCGAUAAGCCUGGGAUGCAUGUUGGUGUGGUAGGUCUUGGUGGGUUGGGUCAUGUAGCUGUUAAGUUUCUUAAAGCUCUUGGUGUUAAGGUUACUGUGAUCAGCACAAGUCCCAAGAAAAAAGAAGAAGCCAUUAAUACUUUUGGAGCUGAUUCUUUCUUAGUAAGCCGUGAUCAAGCCCAGAUGCAGAGUGGAGUGGGUUCUAUGGAUGGAAUUAUUGACACUGUUUCUGCUGAUCAUCCUCUUGUGCCUUUGAUUAGUCUCUUAAAGCCUAAUGGCAAAUUGGUUUUGGUUGGUGCCCCAACUAAGCCAUAUGAGCUACCUGCUUUCCCCUUGCUUUUUGGUAGGAAGAUGGUGGGAGGUAGUUUCAUAGGGGGGAUAAAGGAGACACAAGAGAUGAUUGAAUUUGCAGCAAAACAUAAUAUAACGGCAGCGAUUGAACGCAUUCCUAUUGAAUAUAUCAACACUGCAAUGGAGCGUCUUCAGAAAUCUGACGUUCGUUAUCGCUUUGUUAUUGACAUUGGUAACACAUUAAAAGCCGCAUAAUCUCAUAGUGAUUAGCUCCCCGUUGUUCAGAAGAACGAUCUUCGGAGUCAACGUAUUUCAAAUACCAGACCCAUUUCUAACCGACCGAAUUUCCGAUAUUCGUCAAAAAAAAAAUCAGGGAAAAUGAAAAUUCAAAAUACAUUUUCCGA
This is a messenger RNA of Lactuca sativa (garden lettuce), 1480 nucleotides long. RefSeq names its product putative mannitol dehydrogenase. NCBI's taxonomy places the organism in Eukaryota, Viridiplantae, Streptophyta, Magnoliopsida, Asterales, Asteraceae. Gene Ontology annotation, molecular function: zinc ion binding; oxidoreductase activity, acting on the CH-OH group of donors, NAD or NADP as acceptor. The record is from RefSeq and is a predicted model, not a curated record.